UUGCUUCCACGGAAAAACCCGAAGUGUUUUGAUUUUUGUCGAGUUAUAUCGAAAGAUUGCCAACACUCAGGUCACAUUCAUCAGAAAAAUAAUCUAUUUAAUGUGAAAUUCACGCACAUAAUAAACAUUUAACGAGCCACAGGGGAGCCUCUAUAAUCUGUCUCACGGAUGAAGGAUCUGAAAUGAAAAGAUUAAGGCCUGGAUUGAUAAAGCUACCAAAAAAUACGGAAUACCAGAUGUUUACUCCAUAGAAAGGAAUUUUCACUCUGAAUGCAUAAUAUUUAUGCUAUUUUAAAAACUUGGAAAAGAUAUUAUAGAGGAGAGAUGGAUGUUAUACAGGACAGAAGUCUGCCUUAGAAUAUCCAUGAAAUAUUUCAUCUAAAUAAGACUAUUUGCAAAGUUUCUCAAUUAUUUUGAAUAAUUUCUCAAGUUAGACGUGUUUAUGAAGUUUGCAGCAUUUUCAGGCAUUGACGAAGAUCACAGUUGAUGGAAAUAUAGCAGAAAAACAAUAUUUGUGAGGAAAACUUUUUGUAUCUUGAAGCAAAAACAAGGAAAAUUAUGGAAAAUACGUUAUGUGAUGUUUGUGGCAGAUCUUUCUCUGAACACGACGACUUGGUUAAACACAUCUGCAACCACGAAGUCGUAGCAGGGAGACCGCAUCACUGCGACGUCUGUGGUAAAUCGUUCUCCAGGAGAAGCAACUUAAUUAUUCACAAGCGUAUCCAUACAGGGGAGAAGCCGUAUCCUUGUGAUGUCUGUGGGAAAUCGUUUUCCGAAAAUGGUGUUUUGACCAAACACAAGCGCAUUCACACGGGGGAGAAGUCCUAUCACUGCGAUAUCUGUGGCAAAUCCUUCUCUAGAAAUAGUAACUUAACUACUCACAAGCGUAUUCAUACUGGGGAAAAAUCGUAUCACUGCCAUAUCUGUGGGGAUUCCUUCUCUCACGGCAAUAACUUGACUAAACACAUACGAAUUCACACAGGAGAGAGACCGUAUCACUGUAACGUCUGUGGUAAAGCGUUCUCUCAGAACGGUCACUUAACCCAACACAAACGCAUUCAUACAGGAGAGAAGCCAUAUCACUGCGAUAUCUGCGGUAAAUCUUUCUCAGGAAAUGGCGAAUUGACCAAACACAAACGAAUUCACACAGGAGAGAAACCAUAUCACUGUGAUAUUUGUGGUAAAUCAUUCUCUCGGAGCGACCAUUUAAGUACCCAUAAAGACAUUCAUAUCGGUAAAAAACCGUGUUUCUGUGAUAUCUGUGGUAAGUUCUUGUCCGGGAGCAGUAACUUGGCCAUUCACAAACGAAUCCAUACAGGUGAGAAACCAUAUCACUGUGACAUCUGUGAUAAAUCGUUCUCCCAAGGCGGUGACUUAAUCACUCACAAACGCAUUCAUACAGGAGAGAAGCCUUAUGACUGUGAUAUCUGUGGUAAAUCAUUCUCCGCAACGAGUCCGUUAACGAAACACAAACGAAUUCAUACAGGAGAGAAGCCAUAUCGUUGUGAUAUUUGUGGUAAGUCUUUCUCUGGAAGCGGUAACUUAUCCAGACAUAAACAUAUUCAUACGGAAGAAACACACUACGACUGUGAUAUCUGCAGUAAAUCAUUCUCCCAAAAGAGUCUGUUAGCCACACAUGUACGUAUCCAUACGGAAGAGUAACUGAGUCAAUGUCGAAAGCCUUUCUAUGAAAAAAAUAUAAUUUCUACAAUAAUAAAUAAAUAUGUUCAGAAUAGAACGAAGAUCGAACAGUGUGAUAAGAGACUCUCC
Messenger RNA from Octopus sinensis (East Asian common octopus), 1770 nucleotides. Its product is annotated as zinc finger protein 271-like. Gene Ontology annotation, cellular component: nucleus. Gene Ontology annotation, biological process: regulation of transcription by RNA polymerase II; central nervous system development. The record is from RefSeq and is a predicted model, not a curated record. Lineage: Eukaryota; Metazoa; Mollusca; Cephalopoda; Octopoda; Octopodidae. Gene Ontology annotation, molecular function: RNA polymerase II cis-regulatory region sequence-specific DNA binding; DNA-binding transcription factor activity, RNA polymerase II-specific. The coding region runs from base 559 to 1662 and encodes 367 amino acids. The transcript has 2 exons.